Messenger RNA from Closterium sp. Naga37s-1, 1311 nucleotides. NCBI's taxonomy places the organism in Eukaryota, Viridiplantae, Streptophyta, Zygnematophyceae, Desmidiales, Closteriaceae. The record is from the annotation of a GenBank genome assembly.
AUGCAGGGGCGAGUAGGGGACGGACCUGCAGGAGCCGGUGCUUGUUUCGUCGGGGGGUUUCUUUCAGUAGCGGCGCCGACAUCCCGUCAAUCGUUCCGUUACAGUGGCGGUCGACCCCCUCCUUCUGGGCAGACGCCGCAGGAGAGUGGCAGUGAGGAGGAGGAUGAGGAGGAGGUGGGUGAGGGCGCGGAGGAUGAGGACGAUGAGGGGAGCGGGGAUGACAGUGAGGUCGGGUGGGAUCCCGAGACGCAUGGCGGUGGGGAAGGGGGGGGUGAUGAUGAUGAAGACCACGAGAUGGAUGGGUUGGAGCCAGAGGAGGUGGAGGAGGAGGUGGGAGAGGGUGGUAGAGGGGCGGCGACAGAGGCGGCCUCACAGCAUGUCGCUGAAGGAGGAGGGAGCGUGGGGGUGGGGGUUAAGUUGCUUGGCGAGACGUUUCCUCGUGGGGGCUACAAAGGUGUGCCGGAUGGCUACGUCGAUAAGUGGCCGCAUGCCAAGUGCUGGCCGAACCUCGCCAAGAAGAAGGGGAAGGGGGUAGGGGGGGCUGUUGGGUCAGGCGGGAUCGAGCGGUUCAUGACGACCAAGCUGUCCACGGUGGAGCUACGGCAGGCGAUCGCCAAGCUGGUGGUCACCUGCGACCUCCCCUUCCGCAUCGUCGAGGCCGAGGCAUUUCGGGAGCUAUUGAUCCUGCUAAACCACAACUGCGCGCAGAAGAACUUCAUCCCCUCACGCUGUACGGUAUCCUGCGACACCGUGGUCUUUGCAACAGCCGCUCUAGAGUCCGCCAUUGCGGAGAUGCUGGCGAAGGAGGGGGAGUUGGGGUGCAAGGUGUCGUUCACCAUCGACAUGUGGACGGCACCCAACGGCAAGGCAUGGCUAGUGGUGACGGGUCACUGGAUAGACAAGAACUUCCAGCUGCGCACAGCGGUGCUUGAGUUCCGCGAGAUGCUCGGGCGUCAUGGGGGCAAGGAGAUGGCGCAGGUGGUAGAGGAGACGUUUGUGCAGUGGGGGUUGGAGGGGCGUUGUCUUGGUUUCACGACAGACAACGCCUCUAUCAACAUUGCCGCCUUCAGGCGAAUGUCGGAGGAGGGUGGUGGUCAGUGCUUCUUCAACUCCCGCAUGCACUUCCGGUGCUUGGCACACGUGAUCAACCUUGCAGUGCAGGCGGCGCUGGCUGUGGAUUCCAUACGACGGUUGUUGAAGAUACUGAGAGAGAACCCCAUCACAGUCUUCUUUGCCCAGACACAGAGCUUGUUGAAGGCCGACAAGAAGAAGGUGGAGAGUCUGCGCCUGACAGACGCGGACUGGUGUUAG